This is a messenger RNA of Linum trigynum, 2988 nucleotides long. The record is from the annotation of a GenBank genome assembly. NCBI's taxonomy places the organism in Eukaryota, Viridiplantae, Streptophyta, Magnoliopsida, Malpighiales, Linaceae.
AUGAAGAGUGGCUUCGAAGUUUUCGAGUUUGGCGAAGAAGACGAACUGACGGAGCGCGCGGAUGCCAAAUUCCUGAGCAAGUUCAAAAACCCUAACCCACCCGACAAUUCAACCUGCCAAUUCGCCAAAUGCGUUGCUCGUACAUCUGACGGUCCAAGUGAAAAGGUUGAUAGAUUAGCCUUUGUAGAUGUAGAUGCCCCUGAACAUGAUCAGCAGGUUGGCAACCACAUUACAGCAGCUUCUCAGAUGGUUGAGAAGGAUGUAGCUGCCAAAGAAAGGAAGCCUUGCCAAGAUGCUGCUUCUCUAAGUUCCCUAAUUAUUCAUCAUGACUUCCAUUCAGAGAUUGAUUGCUGUCAAACUGCAAAUUCUUCUAUUGAGCAGGAGGAGAGAAUUACAUUCCUUAAGAGUGAGUCUAAGAGUAUUGUCCCUGUUGCUGACGACAACUUUGCUGAAAGUGAUCCAUCAAGACUGUCUCCUGCGAUUGCUAGAGAUUGUGCUUUUUUAAAUGGCGUUCCUUCGACAAAUUGUUUUGACAGCCUGCAAACGGCUGAAGCAGAAAUAUGUAUUCCAGUUGACUAUGUCGUCUAUCAAAAGAACUUCUUACCAGGAUGCUCAGUGUUCUUCUCUCAUGACAACAUCAAAAUCAGCGGUCUAACUACACCUGAACAAGACCAAGAAAUCCAUAGCCUUGAAAAGGGUAUUGAUGACAUCGUCCAUAUCCAAUGUGAACAGCUCCAAAGGUUUGAAAGUGUCUCUGUUAAGCUCCAUGUACUGUCAAAGGAUGCAGGACAAGUUCAUGGAACCUCAGGUGUAGAGGAGUUGGAGUUUGUAGUUAGUGACCCAGAUUGGUCAGGAAGGUGGCAACAGAUCACAUCUUUGAAUGUGAAAUACAUGAGUCUUUGGAGAGCUGUUCACGAUAAUGAAGAUGGAAGAGUUGACCCACUUCCAAGAAAGCCGCAUUUCCCAAAUUUUGAGAGGGUUUUUGAAGAUGUUAUCUAUCCAGAAGGGGAUUGUGAUGCAGUUUCUAUCAGCAAGAGAGAUGUUGAUCUUCUGGAGCCAGAAACUUUCAUUAAUGAUACAAUUAUUGACUUUUACAUCCAGUACCUGAAGAACCAAAUUCCUUCUGAAGAGAAGCACAAAUUCCAUUUUUUCAAUAGUUUUUUCUUUCGGAAGCUUGCUGAUCUGGACAAAGAUCCCUCUAGUGCUCUCGAUGGUCGAGCUGCCUUCUUACGUGUUCAUAAGUGGACAAGGAAGGUGGAUCUAUUUGGCAAAGACUAUGUUUUCAUUCCUGUCAAUUUUGGUCUUCACUGGAGUUUGCUAGUAAUAUGCCAUCCUGGUGAAGUGGCAAGCUUCAAAGAGGAAGACCCUGAGAAGUCCCUCAGACUACCUUGUAUUUUGCAUAUGGAUUCCAUCAAAGGGACUCAUGCGGGUCUAAAAAAUCUUGUUCAAAGUUAUUUGUGGGAAGAGUUUAAACAGAGACAGAAAGAGGCAUCAGAAGAUUUAUUUUCCAAGUUUAUGAAUUUGCGGUUUGUCCCUCUUGAGCUGCCUCAGCAGGAAAAUUCAUUUGAUUGUGGACUUUUCCUGCUUCACUACUUGGAGCUGUUUCUAUCGGAAGCCCCUGUGGAAUUCAACCUCUUUAACAUAAACAAGUUCUCCAAAUUUCUGAGUGGAGAUUGGUUUCACCCUGCUGAGGCGUCACUCAAACGCUCUUUAAUUCAGAAACUGGUUGCGGAACUAUUGGAAAAUCGUGACAAGGAAGGUAUUUCUUCUGGUGAUGUUGCUGGUAAAGCACAAUCUGAUUUUCCAGAUGGCGGGAAAGAAUCAGGAGUUGAGUUUGUGGCAAGGAAAUUCACUCCUACAGAAGGCAGCCAGGGGAUUGAGAUGACCAUGUUAGAAACAUCAUCUUCUAUGAGAAACUCUGAACGUAUUGUUGGUGAGCCAAAUUUGGUGCUGAGGGAUCUUUUUCAUCCGGGAGUUUCAGCAGGAUCAUUGCAUGCUAAGUGUUCAUCCUUUGAACCAUCGUCAUCUUAUUAUCAUCUCAAUGGUGAUGUGGCACCUAUGGAGGCUGAUCUAGAUGGUGAGUUUAUGGAGUUCCCAUCCAGUGAAGAAGCUGUUUUCUCCAACUCUUUCUCAUUCCAAGGAUUAACUGCUGGUGCUUCCUCCUGGAAACCUAAAUUUUCCAUGAGGGAAGAUGCAGAAGAUUCAUCAUCUGAAACCUCAAGUUCAGACUGUGAAUCUGAUGAUUCUACUUCAGAAUCAGAUAUUGGGAUCACUGAAAAUUUUGCCUUGACCACCAAUGGCUAUGAUGCAUGUAAGGAGGAGAACAUCAACACGCAAACAUCUUCUGCUUGUUUGUUGGAUGAUUAUAACAACGAGUGUCUGACAGAUAGCCAUGCUUCAAUGUCUCCUGACAUCAUGUUGGAAACUUGCGCCACGGAAGGUGCAGACUGUACAACAACCAAUAUGGCUUGCGAUUCCAAGAAGAAUCAUGGAGAUAAUAGGAGCAUAAGUAUGACAACACAACUGCAACACGAGCAUAAUGCCACAAGCAGAGAGUUGUUGGAUCAGAAGGAAGAGGCUAUCGGCGAUGGUGUGACCUCAGCACUCAACGGCAAUGAUGCAUGUUUAGAAUCAGCCUCGAAUAGGGAUCUGCCCGAAAUCGACAUUCCAGAAAUGAAGCCAGUGGAGGAAGAGCCUGGAAUGGUGGACGAGAGAGCUCAAAAAGGGAAUGUAGAAUUGGCCUCAAAUGGCGAUUUGCCAGAAACUGAGGUUGCACAAUUUGAGGCAGAAGAGCCGGGAAUAGUGGAUGAGAAAGCUGCAGAAGGGGAUUCAGCAUCAAACUUGAAAAGGAAUGUGACAGAUAUCGAGGGAGCCGAAGCAGACUCGGGAUUAGCACAGGAGAAUCCUUCGAAAAGGCUCCGGCUGUUGGAAGAUGAGCCUGUUGACGGGGCACCACAAGAGGGUACGUUUCUCGAAGGGGUGGUUUGA